UUCAGCAGGUAUGAAGGUCAACUACUUUAGCGUUUUGACUGGAGUUUUGUUAAUCAUGUGUACUUUCUCUAUCCAAUAUCUGCAGAUAUCUUACCACAGCAUAACACGACCAGCAGCCAAGACUUUGCAAUGACCAGUUUUACUCAAAGUUACAAUAUGCGAAUAAUAUUUAAACAAUUUCCUCAGGCAAAAUGUCAUCUACGAUCUAGGAUGAGUUCUCUGGCAGCAGUUCUACAGCCAGAAUUAGAUGCAAUUAAAAGUGCUGGAACAUGGAAAUCAGAACGAGUAAUUACCUCGCCUCAGAGCAUGAAGAUUCGCGUUGCAAAUGGAAAGGAAGUUCUGAAUUUCUGCGCAAAUAACUACUUGGGAUUAUCUAAUAACGAACAAGUAGUUGCAGCAGCUAAACUAGCUUUAGAUAAAUAUGGAGCUGGUUUAAGUUCAGUAAGAUUCAUUUGCGGUACUCAAGAAAUCCACAAAGAAUUGGAAGAUAAGUUAUCAGCUUUUCACCAGAGACAAGAUACAAUUUUGUAUGCGUCUUGCUUUGACGCAAAUGCUGGGAUUUUUGAAACUUUAUUAACAGCAGAUGAUGCCGUAAUAAGUGACGAAUUGAAUCAUGCGUCAAUCAUUGAUGGGAUUCGACUUUGCAAAGCCACAAGAUACAGAUAUAAACACAGAGAUAUGGCAGACCUGGAAGAAAAGCUAAAACAAAGUGCUUCGUCACGAUUAAAACUGAUCGCUACGGACGGAAUAUUUUCAAUGGAUGGCACAGUCGCACCAUUACCCAAAAUUGCUGAAUUGGCAAAAAAAUACAAUGCCUUGACAUUUGUCGAUGAUUGUCACGCGACAGGUUUUUUUGGAAAAACUGGCAGAGGAACAGAAGAGUAUUUCGGCCUACUUCCAAGCAUCGAUAUAAUAAAUUCAACACUUGGAAAAGCCCUUGGUGGGGCAGCAGGUGGUUACACUACUGGACCAAAAGAGCUCAUUGAUUUGUUAAGGCAGCGUAGCAGACCAUAUCUGUUUUCUAAUUCACUGCCGCCACCUGUCGUUGCUACAGGAAUUAAGGUCCUUGAUCUCAUCACUGAUAGCACGAAAUUUCUAGAACGUGUUUCUAGCAACACUGAACACUUUAGAAGCGCUAUGACUUCGGCAGGAUUCACUCUAAGCGGGGAGGGACAUCCCAUUUGCCCAGUCAUGCUCGGAGAUGCAAAGCUGGCGUCAGCUUUUGCGGAACGAAUGCUCAAUAAAGGCAUUUAUGUGAUUGGGUUCAGUUAUCCCGUAGUACCAAAAGGAAAAGCAAGAAUACGUGUUCAGAUUAGUGCAGCGCACACCACAGAAGAUAUCGAGAGGGCAGUGGAUGCUUUUAUACAAAUAGGAAAAGAACUUAAAGUUAUAUCGUAAAUAUUCUCAUCCAAUCUUGAAGUUAAAUAAAUUAUACAAUGUGUACG
Molecule: messenger RNA, 1445 nt
Organism: Diprion similis
Lineage: Eukaryota; Metazoa; Arthropoda; Insecta; Hymenoptera; Diprionidae
Gene: Gcat
Product: 2-amino-3-ketobutyrate coenzyme A ligase, mitochondrial
Exons: 7
Coding region: 130-1398 (422 amino acids)
Biological process (GO): L-threonine catabolic process; biosynthetic process
Molecular function (GO): pyridoxal phosphate binding; glycine C-acetyltransferase activity
Source: RefSeq, a predicted model, not a curated record